AUGCCCGCUCCUCUACAUUCACGUCCUCACAAUCCCUCCUUUGCUCCUGGGCAGGAGGAAUAUUCAGAUCCACAUGGGCCCCGAGUUCAUGUGUCAAAUGAAGAUGAGGAUGCGAUUGCUGAGAUCCACAGGACGUUGACUAACCCCAGAGCUAACCAUCAAUACUCGGAACCUCACUCCUCAUUCGACAAAUUCUUGGAAGAGCAAGUUCAGAAUGGAAAACGACAUGCCAAUAUUGGUGUAUGCUUUCAAUCUGUCUCGACCUGGGGAGAGGGAAAUGGCCAUGAUGAUAUUAAGACGCUGGGGACUGCCUUGUGGCGAACUUUGACGCUACAGGAUAUCUAUGAAUGGACCAUAUUGCCAUGGAUAAAAACCAAGAGGCCACAGGAGGGACGUCCGCUAAUCAGGGAUUUUUCGGGGGUAGUGCAGAGUGGAGAGAUGAUGCUUGUUCUCGGACGACCAGGCUCGGGCUGUUCGACCUUUUUGCGGACAAUCGCUGGCCAUCAUUCCUCGUUUCUAGGAGUAACAGGCUCCAUUGACUAUUCCGGGCUAUCCCACGAGGAAAUUCAAACACAGUAUCGUAACUCUGUGACCUAUGUACCUGAGGACGAUGUUCACUUCCCGACUCUAAGCGUGCGUGAGACGCUGGAAUUUGCUUUACAAAGUAAAACACCCAAACGACUUCAAGAUCGAAUCCCGCGCUACCUAGAAAUCUACGGCCGGGUGUUUGGGAUGAGCCAUACCAUGGAAACCUUGGUAGGCAACGAGUACAUUCGAGGCGUGUCCGGUGGUGAGCGCAAACGUAUCUCAAUCAUUGAGUCUUUAGCCACAGACUCAUCGGUGACGUGCUGGGACAAUUCAACUCGCGGACUAGAUGCUUCCUCUGCUUUGGAUUAUGCUCGCAGUUUGCGCAUCAUGACCGAUACUUGCGGGAAGGCCACAUUGCUUACUCUAUACCAAGCAUCAGAUGCUAUAUACGAGCUAAUGGAUAAAGUGAUUCUCAUCGAUGAAGGCCGAAUGCUUUUUCAGGGUCCUGCAAAUGAGGCCAAGAAGUAUUUUGAAGACCUGGGCUAUCAUUGUGCUCAUAUGCAGACCACUUCUGAUUUCCUAACGAGCAUUACAGUCCCUGAGCGACGCAGGUUUCGACCGGGCUGGGAAGGCCGGGCCCCAAAAGGACCCAUUGAAUUAGAGGCAACAUUCCGACAAGGCGCAGCAUUUAAGAAAGUUGAAGAUUCUAUCAAGCAGUACGAUGGGGAACGAGACAAAGGAGACUCUCAGGCUACAUGCAAUUCUGAUUCAGAAUGUGGAAGUAUCGAGGAGAUCAAACGCGCCGUGCAGAGUGACAAGUCGCGCUUUGUAUCAUCCAAAUCGCCAUAUACAAUUUCCCUUUUCCGCCAAGUUGUCUUAUGCACUAAGCGUCAGUUAUGGCAAUUGAAGGGUCAUAUGGGCCCUUUAUAUAUCAAGAUGAUAUCUGCUGUGAUCUAUGGAUUGUUAAUCGGAUCGAUGUUCUAUGAUCAGCCUCAGACUACCGACGGGAUGUACUCACGCGGAGGCGUCUUGUUCUAUUCAUCUAUCCUACUUGCCUGGCUACAAAUGUCAGAACUAGAAGAUGCGAUUCACGGGCGCGACAUCAUCAGCCGCCAGAAAAACCUGGCAUUUGUUCGGCCGACCGCAGUUUGUUUGGCUCGUGUUUUACAAGACAUGGUCAUUAGCGCCCUGCUGACCUUCUUAUACUUGAUUGUGUUAUAUUUCCUCUGUGGACUACGACCAGAGGCCGGGCCGUUCUUCAUUGAUUUCUUGUUCAUCUACAUGAGCACCAUAUGCCUUACAGCGCAAUUUCGUGUCUUCGCAGCAUUAUCUCCAAAUUUUGAGGUUGCGUUGCGAUAUUGUGGUGUAUCUGUUUUGUUUUGCAUCGUCUUUGGUGGAUAUGUCCUGUCCAUUGAUAAUAUGAUCAAGGAGGUCCCCUGGGUUGGAUGGAUUGCGUAUACAACACCCGCUUUAUACACCUACGAAGCAGUUAUGGCGGCGGAGUUCCACAACCGAGAAUUUACUUGUGCUGCUGGGUCUGUUGUUCCGUCGGGUUCUAAUUACACUGAGAUCACAUACCAAACCUGCGCGUAUGCUGGAGGCAAGAUCGGCAGUACGGUAGUCAAUGGCGAUGACUACUUGGCCACGCAAUUCGGAUUUUAUUACAGCCACGUUUGGAGAAACUUUGGAAUUCUCUGUCUCUUUACAGUAGCCUUUGUCAUAUUGACGUGUUGGCUGAGUGAAUGCUUGUCCUGGGAGUUAGACAGUGCUGGCCCAGUACGGUAUAAGUCAUCAUCUCAUUGGCCUCGACGACGAAAACAAACCCCCAUCAGCCCCGACGAGGAACAAGUAACGGUUCCAAUUAACAACAAGGAAUCCCCAGCUGGGUUCCCACAUGAAAUCUCGGACAGCAAGUUAGCCGCCACAGAAUCCACCUUCACCUGGGCUGAUCUUGAUCUGGAUGUGAAAAUUGGCAAAGAGUCACGAAAGUUACUGGAUGGAGUAUCAGGUUUCUGCAAACCAGGAAGCUUAACAGCCCUAGUUGGUGCUUCAGGAGCAGGGAAAUCAACACUUUUGACUGCUCUUACUCAACGACCAUCUGCUGGUAAUUUGUCAGGCACUUUCUAUGUGGACGGUCGGCCAAUCGAUAAUUCUUUCAAUCGAAAAAUUGGAUAUUGUCAACAAAUGGAUAUUCACGACGAGAGUAGUACAAUUCGCGAAGCCUUUGAAUUCUCAGCUUUGUUACGCCAGAGUCCAGAGACUCCAAAGGACGAGAAAUUGGCAUAUGUGGAUACCGUUUUGCAAACCUUGCACCUUGUGGAUUUCCAAAAUGCAGUUAUUGGAUCAUUAGACAUCGAAAAGAAAAAGAGAGUCACAAUUGGUGUUGAACUUGUUGCCAAACCUAGCCUUGUCUUGUUCUUGGAUGAACCGACCAGCGGCCUCGACAGCCAAGGUGCCACCAACAUUGUGGCGUUACUUCGACGGCUUGCCGACCAGGGACUCGCUAUUCUAUGCACUAUUCAUCAAGCUAAUCAAGAACAGUUUGAGGAGUUUGAUCGAGUUCUCGCAUUGAGUCCUGGUGGUAAGACAUAUUACUUUGGCCCCGUGGGUCCUUCCGGCCAGAAAAUAUUCGAGUAUUUUGCGAAAAAUAGACUUUCCUCUCGGAAUGUCACCAAUGCAGCCGACUUUCUUAUUGAACUCGUUGCUGGUGGAUCAAAGGUCUCUAGCGGAGACAAGACUGACUGGGCGUCUAUCUGGAAGAAUUCCUCAGAGCGAAACGAAAUAAUGAAUGAAAUAUCUGGAUUUCGCUCACGCAUCCAGGCAGUUGUGCCUGCACCUGCCGGUCCUUCCAUUUUCCAGCAGAUUAUUCUCCUUACCCAGAGAACAUCUCGUCAAUUCUGGCGAGAAGCUGAAUACCCCUAUUCUCGGAUCUAUGCAUCUUUCAUCCAUGCGCUUGUGAACGGUCUUACAUAUCUCCAAAUCGGAGACAGCACUACAGAUCUUCAGUCGAAGGCAUUUUCGUGCUUCCUGGUUCUGAUGCUGGUCCCUGAGUUUAUCAACGCCAUUUCAAUGCGUUUCAUCAUGAAUCGCGAUCUAUGGCUCGCGAGAGAAGGACCGAGUGGUAUCUACAAUUGGGUCGCAUUCAGCACUGCCCAGAUAGUGUCGGAGAUUCCAUAUGCCAUCGUUGGUGCAGUUGUCUUCUACGUCCUGUAUUACUUCAUGGUGGGACUACCUUUAGGUUUCGCGGCAGGAUACAGUUUUCUGAUGUUUUUUCUUUUCUUUCUUUUUGCCACAUCUUGGGGGCAAUGGAUUGCUGCUCUGAGCUCUGAUUCCAUGAUUGCAGCUACAUUGAUGCCCAUGUUUGUGAUAGGAGGAGAGCUGUUCAGUGGAGUGCUACAGCAUGGCCAUGAGAUGCCGGCUGUAUGGCACUAUACAAUGUACUAUGCUACCCCCUUCACAUAUUGGAUUGGUGGCGUCCUUACUUCCGUGCUUCGUGGCACGCCGGUGGUUUGCAAAGAGAGCGAGCUGGCAUUCUUCGAAAGCCCAUCCAUUUUGACUUGCCAGGAGUAUGCCGGACCUUGGCUGAUUGAGAAGAAUAUGGGAUAUCUGUCAAAUCCAGCGGCGACUGGGGUAUGUGGAUACUGCGAGUACAGCUACGGAGAUGACUACUUAUCUAGUCUUGGUCUGGACGAUUCGAAGCUUUGGCCUUACUUUGGUAUCUUUCUUGCUUUUACUGUUACAAACUACUUGAUGAUUUAUGCUCUUGUUUACCUGAGAUCUGUUUGGCGGAAAAACUAA
Penicillium angulare is the source of this 4326-nucleotide messenger RNA. Its product is annotated as putative ABC multidrug transporter. The transcript has 7 exons. Lineage: Eukaryota; Fungi; Ascomycota; Eurotiomycetes; Eurotiales; Aspergillaceae. Gene Ontology annotation, molecular function: ABC-type transporter activity; ATP hydrolysis activity; ATP binding. Gene Ontology annotation, cellular component: membrane. The coding region runs from base 1 to 4326 and encodes 1441 amino acids. The record is from RefSeq and is a predicted model, not a curated record. Gene Ontology annotation, biological process: transmembrane transport.